AUGCAGAGAAAUCUCAAUCGUGUUGCUGCUCUGAGUACCACGAUUCUCGUCGUCGUUGGUCUAAUCAUCUACUUUACCCAACCACAGGCCCGCUUUUCGAACAUUACUGUCAUCCCGACCACUGAAGAAUCGCCAACCGUACGCAUACCUCUAUCGGGUAUUGUUGAAGCAGAGAGGACGGAUGCCUUCAACGUGACGCGAUUUACCCGGCACACGACUAAUGCCACGUCAGAGUUGCUCUGGCUUUCUCUCACCUAUAACAAGGAUUCCUGGGGUCGGAAUCGCCUUCGAUGGACGCGAACUGUCGACGAUUAUUUGAAACUUUUACCCCUACAGCAUAAUGUUGAGACUAUUUCACUUGGUCUUCUUACAAGCUCGGUAGACGAGUAUCACAAAUAUAAGGCAGCAACCGCACGUUAUCCUUUCGCCAGAGUGGAAAUCAUUCUACACCCUGGCUAUCACAACUCCAACGGGUCAACUGUGGAUCGGGAGCACCGCCACGAUGAUGAGGUGCAGGCUGCCCGCCGCUCCGAGAUAGCCCUGUUGAGGAAUUAUCUCAUGUUGAAAACCCUGGAAGCAGAAUCGCACAUUCUCUGGGUGGAUGCCGACAUCUUUCGCCUCGACGAAGGUAUUGUUAGGCGAAUUCUCCAGCAUAUCCGCGAUGAAGAGGCUAUAGGCCUUGUAACCGCAAGAUGUUCGCGGGACGGAGCGGAAGAUUAUGAUCGCAAUGCAUGGCGAGGCACAAGAAAAGGUCCCAGAGGUUGGGAUCUGGAUCAGGAUGAGAUCGCAAAAGGAGAACUGAAGACCCAAGGCCAAUACCAUGUCGAUAAAUUGAUCGUGGGUACCACAAACGAUGACCUUGUUGACCUCGACACGAUCGGCGCAACAAUCCUAUACUUACGAGCUUCGCUCAUCUGGCAAGGCUUGAACUUCCCUCAUCAGUUCGUCAUCGGCACUCGGUGGAAAAAAGACGGCUGGGAUGGUAUCGAGUCAGAAGGCCUUUGUUAUCGGGCUAAAGGACUGAGCGGAGGAAAAUGCGCAGUAUUAGGAGGUGAAUGGUCUAUUCAACAUACGGAUUUCUGA
This is a messenger RNA of Exophiala bonariae, 1083 nucleotides long. RefSeq lists its product as uncharacterized. The transcript is spliced from 2 exons. NCBI's taxonomy places the organism in Eukaryota, Fungi, Ascomycota, Eurotiomycetes, Chaetothyriales, Herpotrichiellaceae. Bases 1 to 1083 code for a protein of 360 amino acids. The record is from RefSeq and is a predicted model, not a curated record.